Messenger RNA from Ictidomys tridecemlineatus (thirteen-lined ground squirrel), 2932 nucleotides. Lineage: Eukaryota; Metazoa; Chordata; Mammalia; Rodentia; Sciuridae. The record is from RefSeq and is a predicted model, not a curated record.
AACACCUUGGUGGCUCUCUGUGGUCACCCUGCAGUGCUCCGGGCUUGGACCUCUCCUGCCCUGCCCUGCUGCUGUCCUGAGGAGGCCAUCCCGGGGUCUGUGCUGGUUUCCUGGAAUGUGCAUGUCCCUGUCCUCUGCCCUACGCCCAGGAGCCGCUUCCUGCCUGUGGCCAGCCAUAAACAUGGGCUUCUUUCCCUCAGUGUGUCCCUGUGGGGCUACCGGGUGGCCCAGGGCUUUGUUUUUGCCAUCGAGGAGAUCAACAGGAGCGUCCACCUGCUGCCCAACCUGACCCUGGGCUUCUCCACCCGCAACUCUGGGGACUCGGUGCACGGAGCCCCGUUGGAGACGCUGAGCUUUCUCACGGGGCAGGAGGAGCCCAUCCCCAACUAUGCCUGUGGACUCAGCCUGCCCCGGGGGGCCGGUGGGGAUACGCGGUCAGUCCUGACGGUCUCCGUGGCCAGGCUGCUGGGGCUCUGCAAGUCUCCCCGGGUCAGUUGUUCAUCCACACUGCCCAUCCUCAGCGACAAGACCCAGUUCCCAUCCUUCCUUCGGACCCUGGCCAGUGACCUCACGUCCUCCUACGCGGUGACCCAGCUGGUGCUCCACUUUCGAUGGACCUGGGUGGACAUUCCGGCCCAGGAUGAUGACUUUGGGCAGCAGGCCAGCUCUCUGGCUGCCCAGGAGCCUAGCCAGGCUGGCGUCUGCAUUGAGGUCCAGCUCUAGGUCCCUUCCCAGCGGUCCCUGGAGAAGAGCUGCACCGCCGCCGCGGUGGUUCUGGUUUUCCUGAGCCACUCAAAUUUCCUGCCCAUCUCGCAGGGGCUGCUGGGUCUUUGGGUCUCGGGCCAAGUCGGGGUCAGCAAGGGCACUCUGCACCUGGCCAUGGCCCUCAAUGUGCCGGGCGUCUCCCAGGUCUUGCAGGGCUCCUACGGCCUCACGUUUCACAGCCGCCGGGUGCCUGGCCUCCCCGAGUUCUUGGCUCACCUGCACCCCAGCCGGACCCCAGAGGCCAUGUUCAUACAGAGGUUCUGGGAGGACACUUUUGGGUGCACGUGGCCCCACAAGAAUGGCACAGUGGCAAGGGUUGUCCGGCUCUGCUUAGGGAACGAAAGUCUGCGAAGCCAUGAGUAUUCUUUCUGGAAAGUGAGCAAAGUGGACAUCACAUACACGGCCGUCUACAGCAUCGCCCACGCCGCAGGACCUGGUGGCCUGCAGGACCUGGUGGCCUGCGAGCCCUGGGAUGGGACGUGUGUAGACUCUGGGCACUUCCUGCCCUGGCAGCUUCUCCAUCGCCUCAGGAAGGUGCGCUUCCAGACCCGGGGUGGGACCGAGAUGAUGUGUGAUGCCCACGGGGACUUGGUUUCAAAAUCUGACAUUCUGCAAGGGCAGAAGACCCCUGAGGGCUGAUUCCGCUUGGUCCACAGAGGUGAGAUGGACCCUUCGGGGAGCAGAAUGACAGUCCACCUGCAGGAGGGUCUCCAGGUUUCCAGUAUGAACAAGUGUGUGAGUGUGCCCAGCUCUGACUGCAGCAGGAAUUGGCUCCAGGUUCAGCCAGACCCCCGACAGGGAGCCCCUCAUUGCUGUUUCCAGGGCAGCCCCUCUGAGGGCCAGUUUGCAGACCACACAGACGUGAAGCAGUGUUUUAAGUGCCGAGACCGCUGCGUGCCCAGGACAGAGACCUUCCUGAUUUGACGGACCCCUGGGACUCAUGCUGGCCGUGCAGCAGUCCUGCUGGCUGGCCUGGCAGUGCUGGUCCUUGGGGUGUUCCUGAGGCACCAGGACACACCCACGGUCAGGGCCAACAACAGAGCCCUCAGCUAGGUGCUGCUGGCCUCCUUGGUGCUCUGUGCCCUGUGUCCCUUCACCGCUGUCACCUGCCUCCUCCGCCAGACCACCUUUGCUGUUGUGUUCACUGUGGCUCUUUCCUCCGUCCUGGCCAAGACCCCUACUGUGGCCCCAGCCUUCAGAGUCACCAGGCCGGGGUCCAGGGCCCGGGUGUGCCUAGGACGCCGUGCCUCCUCCUCAGUGGUCCCCAUUGCCUCCCUAACACAGGCUGCUCUCUGUGGGGUGUGGCUGGGCACCUCCCCACCAUUCCCAGACAGGGACUUGGACUCUGAGCCCAGUCUCAUCGUCCUCCGGUGCCAGGAGGGCUCCGGCAUCGCCGUCACCUCUCUGCUGGUCUCUGGCCUCCUCGGGGGGGACACCUUCUCUGUGGCCUUCCUGGCUAGGGGUCCGCCUGAUGCCUUCAGUGAGGCCCAGUUCCUGACCUUCAGCAUGCUGCUGCUCUGCAGGGUCUGGACAGCCUUCCUGCCCCCGUGCCGCAGUGCCCAGGGCAAGUCCAGUGCGGUGGAGACCUUCUCCAUCCUGGCCUCCUCUUCAGGGCUUCUGGGGAACUUCAUCCCCAAGUGCCACGUCAUCUUGCUGAGGCCUGAGCAGAACACCCUGGCCUGGCUGAGGCAAGGACGGGCUCAGCGGGAAAGGCAGGGCCAGGUGCCCCGGAGGAGGUGUUCCCGCAGGCCAGCCCCCGCAGCCUCUAGAACCCUCUUCACUGAAGACACCAGGGUGGCAUGUCUGGGGCUCAUCAUUUCUGUGAGGAUCCAGAGACUUAAUGGUCAAGAGAGAAGUGAGGCACACAGGCCAGGUGCUGAUGACUGUUGGAAUUAGGACGGGCACCUGGUCAGUCCUGGGCGGUCCUCUUGGUAUGUAGUGCUCAAAAUUUUCAUGAUUAAAAAUGUUUGGAAAGGGCAGUGAAGUGAGGAGGAGGAGGAGGAGGAAGCACGUGGGAGGAUGUGGGAGUCUGUUGGUGCCAAUGCAGAAUGGAAACCCGUCUGUCACUCCUUGAAAGGUCAAGUGUAGACUUACCAUGGGACCUGGUAAUUCCACUCCUGGGCGGAACGGGGAGAAACGAAAACAUAUAUGAAAGGUGUAAAUGAAG